Messenger RNA from Drosophila persimilis, 2119 nucleotides. It is a transcript of the gene ohgt, whose product is annotated as protein cereblon homolog. NCBI's taxonomy places the organism in Eukaryota, Metazoa, Arthropoda, Insecta, Diptera, Drosophilidae. The coding region runs from base 65 to 1915 and encodes 616 amino acids. The transcript has 5 exons. The record is from RefSeq and is a predicted model, not a curated record.
AAAGUAAAUAAAUAAAAAUUACAAUUACAACUAGACUCAAAACUCCCACACCCAAACGGAUUAAAUGGAUGAGGAAGAGACAGCAGAAAUCAAUGCACAAGAGCAGGAGGUUGCUGGCUCUGCGGGGGAGGCAGCGGCAGGCCCGAGUGGGGCAGAAGUGCAACCGAAUGACGAUUCCGUUGCAGUGGAGAGGGUCAUAGAUGUCUUCGAGGAGACGGCCGAAAUGGAAGCGGCCAUGAUCGAACGCUUCUUUGGACCGUCCGGCGAGGUUGCGGAGGAGGGCACGCUCCCAGUUCCUGGCCCAUCGGCAGAUGGCGAGGGAUCCGCCAAUGCCGGAGGUGAAAGACCCAGUGAGGAAGACAUAGUUCUGGACGAUGGUACCGAGAGUGAUGGCAGCUACAACCGCCCUGGCAGCGACAUGUCCUUGGAUAGUCCAAACAGUGAGGAUGACUCCGAUGUGGAGGCCAUGCCACGCUGGAUGAUACCCCAAAAUCGCUUGCGUUUCGCCGUGGACAUGAUGGUGUCGCAGGCUCGAAAUCAGGACGGAGGAAUCGCUGCGCUUUUGAACAGGGACAACUUCUUGCAGCGUGUCCGCAGUAUGGUAUUCAGCCAGGAGAGGCGACGGAGUCGCAACAGCGAUGAAGUUAGCCCGGAGGCUGAAGAUGAUGAACUGCCGGAGCAUCCGCCGCCUCCGCCACCGAGGCCACCCAUAGAUAUCGACAUGGAGGAGGGAGUGCAUUUCGACACCAAUCUGCCGGCAGAACAUUCGUAUUUUGGCCCGAACUUGAAUCGAGUGCCCGGCGUGAACUACCAGGAGGUGGGCAGCACGCACCACAUGCUUAUCUUUUUGCACCAGUACAUCCUAUUUCCCGGCGAGGUGCUGCCCUUUAUGAUCGAUGGCAGCCUCUUCGACGACGAUAUGUCUGGACUGGAUGGUCUGAUUUUUGCCGUCGCUUUUCCUUUGAUGAAGCCACCUGAGGAUAGCAAAAAAUUGUAUGGAGUGACCUGCCAGAUCUAUGAGAAGGGCGACAACGGACGCCACCUGACCUUCUACAAGUCCCGGGCCCUCCAGCGCAUUGUCAUCAACUGCAGCGACAUCAAGGGCCUGCCCCAGUACAUUGCACGGAAUCCGACCAACAAGUGCCACAGCAAGGUGAAGAUACUACCGGAGUACUUUCUGCCCGAGCCCCUGAAGUGCAUCGACAUGGGGUCGAUGAGUCGCUUCCGGGACAUACCCUCCAUGCGAGACAAGUAUCUCCGCUAUCAGAUCUCCAGCACACCGUGGCCGGUCGAGGUCUGCCAGGAGUACGCAUACGAGGAUAUUGUGGAGCGGGCGCGCAAGAAGCUCGAGGUACACAAGAUCGACACAAUGCCAAAGUGUCCCAUACAGAUGUCAUUCUGGCUGGUGCGCAAUCUCCAUCUGACCGAGAAAAUGAUGAGCCAAAUGUUCCUUACGGAUUCGGUGAACCUGCGCCUGCAACUCAUCGGCGGUAUCCUAAAGGAGGAGACGCUCUUCUAUUGCCGCUACUGCAACAGCAGCCUUGCCUACUGCUCAGAUCUGUUUGCCAUGUCCAAGCAUGGCGUGCAGACACAGUACUGCAAUCCUGGAGGAUAUAUACACGAGACGAACACUGUGUACCGGGUGAUAUCCCAUGCCAUUGGCUACAGCGGUGAGCCGUCCACCAGAUUUAGCUGGUUCCCCGGCUACCAGUGGCACAUCAUCUUGUGCAAGUUCUGUGCCCAGCAUGUCGGCUGGGAGUUCAAGGCUGUCGAGCCGAAUUUGGCCCCCAAGGUGUUCUACGGCCUGGCUGGGUCCAGUGUGCGGAUUGGCAAGGCAGGCGACAGUGCCACCGUAAACGGCAACAACUUUGUGGUGCGCAACAUGCUGAGGGUCAUUUCCGAGGGAAUGGAAUGAGCAGUGGGAGCAUCUUUAAUUAGGACUUGUUUCAUAAAAACAUAACUUUUAAAAAUCUGAUUGUCUAUACAACACAUUUAGAGGACUUGAGAUCGGUUUAUAUACGUUCUACGGGCUUAGGUGCAAACGGAAAGAUUGAUUUAGUUGAAGUAAAUUAUAUUUAAUUGAAGUUUAAGAUUAAAUUUAAAGGCUGAUCCAUCCUAA